CGCGGCGGUACUUCCGGUGCCCACGCGCCGCCGCCGCGCAGCUCCGGGGCCGUCACUUUGUGUAGCGCGGGGCGCAGGCCCUGCCCGGCCCCGGCGUCCGGCGGCGGCUCGGCCGGCCCACAGCGCGCGGCCAGGCUGAGGCUGACUUCCCGCGGAGAUGGCGGCCCUCCACACGGCUCCGGACUCCCCGGCCGCCCACCUGGAGAGGGCGGAGGACGGGUCGGAAUGUGAUCCUGAGGAGGAGGAGGAGGAGGAGGAGGAGGAGGAGGAGGAAGAGAAGGGGGAAGAGGUGGAGAUGCCGGAGGACGAGGAGGAGCUGGUGGUGGAAGAAGAGGAAGAGGAGGAGGUGGUGGAGGCCCUGGAGGCCGACGGGCGGUGGGCCGGGCAGGGGGACCAGGUGGACCAGGUGGAGGUGGAGUUGCAGGAGGACGAGGACGUGGAGGAGGAGGAGGUGGCGGCGGAAGAGCGGAGCCCGGCGUCGGGGACCCAGGAACGCCUUGGCCGUGGUGGUGACGCCAAGGCCCCGGCUCUUCAGGCAAAAGCCCUGCAGGCCUCCCGGCCUCCGGCCAUGCUUGGGCAGGAAGACCUGGAGGAUGAGGACGAGGAGGAGGAGGAGGACGACGAGGAGGAGGAGGAGGGUGGUUUCCUCACAGCUGGGUCUCAGGGGCUGGUGGCCUUCGAGGACGUGGCGGUGUACUUCUCCCUGGAGGAGUGGGGGCGGCUGGACGCCGGCCAGCGGGACCUCUACGAGGAAGUCAUGCGGGAGAACUACGGGAUCCUGGUGUCCCUGGGGUACCCCAUCCCCAAGCCAGACCUGAUCUCCCGGCUGGAACACGGGCAGGAGCCUUGGGUGCCCGACAGCCCCCGGCCUGAGGAGGGCGACAUCGUCACCGGUGUCUACACAGGUGCCUGGUUCUGGACCGACGACAUAGAGGACCACGAGGAGGAAGACGACGAGGACUUCCUGGCAGAGGUGGCCGAGGACGAGAACGAGCCGCCGGGGUUGUGGUCAGCGGCCUAUGGUGUGGGGGACGUGCCCGGGACGUGGGGCCCCGAUGACUCGGAUUCCGCGCAGACUCCGGAGGGCUGGGGGCUCGACCCAGGCGGCCUGGGGGCGCUGGCCGAGGGUCCGGAGGCGAAGCCCUUCCUGCCGGGCGGUGAGGCGGACGGGGGCCUGCUGGCGCCGUGGGCGUUCCCGGCGGAAGCGGCCGCCCAGGUGGGGCGCCCGGAGACCACCUGCGAGGUGUGCGGCAAGGUGUUCCCGCACCGGUCCCGGCUGGCGAAGCACCAGCGCUACCACGCGGCCGUCAAGCCCUUCGGCUGCGACGAGUGCGGCAAGGGCUUCGUGUACCGCUCGCACCUGGCCAUCCACCAGCGCACGCACACCGGCGAGAAGCCCUUCCCGUGCCCGGACUGCGGCAAGCGCUUCGUCUACAAAUCUCACUUGGUGACGCACAGGCGCAUCCACACCGGCGAGCGACCCUACCGCUGCGCCUUCUGCGGCGCGGGCUUCGGGCGCCGCUCCUACUUGGUCACGCACCAGCGCACGCACACGGGCGAGCGGCCCUACCCGUGCCCGCACUGCGGCCGCAGCUUCAGCCAGAGCUCGGCGCUCGCGCGGCACCAGGCCGUGCACACGGCCGACCGGCCGCACUGCUGCCCGGACUGUGGCCAGGCCUUCCGCCUCCGCGCGGACUUCCAGCGCCACCGGCGCGGUGGGGGCUGCUCCGAGCCCAGCAGCGACGGCCCUCGCCAAGAGCCCUGCGAGACGGUGCUCGCGGCGCAGCCCGAGGAAGCUGAGGCCGGGCCGGAGCUGCCUGAAGCCAGCGAGGUGGAUGGAGAGGCCGAGGCCCAGGCGAGAGAGGAGGUUGCAGCUGCAGCAGAGGCGCCCACCCCUCGGAGCAAAGAGGACCCGGAACGCGACAGGAGGUUUCUGGAACUCGGCAAUGGCCUAGGCGACAGCGAAGGUCCCUCCUCGCACCCGCUCGGCUUCCACUUUUCUGUUCACCCCAAGUCUUGGCUGCAUCCGGACGGCUUCCAGAUCCUAAGCCUCCCGGGCUUCGGGGAGCAGCUGCCGGCCGAUGGGCGGCCUCUGCCAGGACCCCUGGGGGGCCGGCUUUCUCUGGUGGAGGGCGCGGGACUGGCCUGCGACCCUUUCCGCAGCGGUGGUGGGCCUGGGGGCGGCGGCGGCGGGCUGCGUGCGUUCGGGCCGGCCGUUGGGGGACUGCUGGCCGAGCCGGCGCCCGCCACACUGGCCGAAGAGGAGAGCCCAUGGAUCUGCUCCGACUGCGGCAAGACGUUCGGGCGCCGUGCCGCCUUGGCCAAACACCAGCGCUAUCAUGCGGGCGAGCGGCCGCACCGCUGCGCAGACUGCGGCAAGAGCUUCGUGUACGGCUCGCACCUGGCGCGCCACCGGCGCACGCACACGGGCGAGCGGCCCUUCCCCUGCCCAGAGUGUGGCGCGCGCUUCGCUCGAGGCUCACACCUGGCGGCGCACGUGCGUGGCCACACCGGUGAGAAGCCCUUUGUGUGCGGCGUGUGCGGCGCAGGUUUCAGCCGGCGUGCGCACCUGACGGCGCACGGGCGCGCGCACACCGGCGAGCGGCCCUAUGCGUGUGGCGAGUGUGGCCGCCGCUUCGGGCAGAGCGCGGCGCUGACGCGGCACCAGUGGGCUCACGCCGAGGAGAAGCCCCAUCGCUGCCCUGACUGCGGCAAGGGCUUCGGCCACAGCUCGGACUUUAAGCGGCAUCGGCGCACACACACGGGCGAGAAGCCCUUCCGCUGCUCCGACUGUGGCCGCGGCUUUGCGCAGCGUUCCAACCUGGCCAAGCACCGGCGUGGCCACACGGGCGAACGGCCCUUCCCGUGCCCCGAGUGCGGGAAGCGCUUUUCGCAGCGCUCGGUGCUGGUCACGCACCAGCGCACGCACACGGGCGAGCGGCCCUACGCCUGCGCCAACUGCGGCCGCCGCUUCUCGCAGAGCUCGCACUUGCUCACCCACAUGAAGACGCACCGCGGCGCGGCCGGCGCGCCCGGCACCGCAGCCGCGGCCCCCGCGCCUAAGACCGAGGCGCCUGCCAAGGGGCCGCCCAGCACCAGCACGGGCACCGGGCUGGGGGAGCACGGCAGCACCCUGCUGGAGUUCGCGGGCGGAACGAGCUUCGGCUCGGACCCCGCGACCGUGUUCGCGGGGCCCUCGGGCGCCUAUGAGGAGAGCGUCCUGUGAGUGCCCGAGGCCAGUGGAACCACAGCCCGCUGGGCCACCGGCCCCUCCCCAGGGCUGCUCGGGUGCCAGCCCCUUGCUCCUCUGGCCUCUCGGGGCUGAGGGCCCCAGUCCCGGUGCGGUGCCUUCCCUCAGCCCCUGGCCGCGGGCUUCCCUGUGCCCCCUGGGAUUGGCGCCGCCCAGCUUGUCGGGGGCGGAGAGGAGAGCUGGGCGGACGUGGCGAGGCAGGGGCCACCCACCCCGACAAAGACUUCCACGUCCCUGGUCGGUGCUGUGAAACCAAGCGGUAGGGGUGUCAGGCCACUGUAUUUAUUUUAUUGGGGUUCUGACUUGGGGGGCCCCCGGGACAGUCUAUAAACCAGGGGUCUUACAGUGAGGGAGGAGAAGCCCUUUCGCCAAGGGGAAGGCAGGGUGGUGGAGGGCCCGGCGCCGGCUUCUCCGUAGGUUUGCUGCGGACUUCCUCCAUACCUCAGUGGGACGCUUGGGGGUCCUCUGGUCAGCUGAGCACCUCCGGGGAGUUCUACAGACCGUGCACUUGGGGGAACAGGGGCGGCCCUUGAGGCCCCAAAGGACGGUGGUCGUCCCUAACCUGGGGCAGAAAUGCAGCUGGGGGAGCUUUGGUUUGGACUGGGGACUGUGAGUGUGUAUUUCCAUCUUUCGUGUGGCCUGAAGAAUGGGGUGGAGGAUCAAAAGCCAGGAAGCAACCCUGUGGCCUGGGGGCAGGGCGGGCGGGGCACGGGGUUUGCAAGUCCCGAAGGAAUCUUAUCUUAAGCCUUAUUCUCCUGAGUCACCCACUGUCCUCACCCCAUGCGAGCACUCAGCCGGGCCAGGUGCUUGCCGCGCCGGCCACUGUAGUCUCAGCCUCUCCUCAGAGUCCUUUGGUGCUCACCCUCGCACAGGAGGGGACACACUCAGAGACCCUCGGGGGCCUGGGCCCCAGCCUUCGCCCCGGGCCGCCAUCUCUCCCGGAGCUGUCGGACACGUGCCGGCCUGCCCUCCCGAGCCCAACGCUCACUUAGAUUUGAUAGCCACAUGCACGGCGACCGAGUCUGGUGGCGGGAUCCUUGCUCCCGUGUCACAAUCAGGGCCCUGUGACAUCUGCGGGUCACUUUAACACUGCCUCUGCCUGCCAUUCUGCCCUUGACGUGGGCAGCCUGCACAGCGGUGGUCCAUCUGUGCAGCCUGGUCCUGAACCCUUGGCUCAAUGACCAACCAACCUCCCAACUAUGCAAGGCCCACACCUGGCCCGCACCCCACCUCCUGGGCUGGGCCACUGGAAACCAUGGGGCAGGGCACAGCUUGUGUGAGGCGGCACCCCCCGGCCCCCAUUCUUAAGACCUAACACCUCUGUGGCCGGUGUGCGUGGGGCCAGCAAACAGAUUUUGAGCAUCUGCGUUCCCUUUAGACCUAGUUCCCUCUGUUUUAGUGUAGACGUGGCCUUUGGGGGCCGAGGGCCAGCAGCCGGCUGCUGGGGGCUGGGAGUCGGGGGUGCAGGAGGCGGUGGUGUGAGUGCGCCUGGGAGGUGGGGGAGUGAGGCGGGGUGGUAAAGAGGGCAGGGGUCCUGGUCCCUGGUCUCCUCUCCCUGUGGGACAGGAGCCUCAGAAAGGGUCGGGGCGAGGUGGGCUGGCCCCAAAUGGCCGGGGGCCUGGCUCCGGGCUGGCCCUCCAGGCACAGCCCUCAAACGCACCCCUUCGGCGCCCCUGCGGGCCCGGCUGCCUCUGUCCCGCUCUGAGCAGUGGGCAGGAGGACCUAGCUUUAAUAAAGACUGGAGAAACCAGCGGUCUGCCUGGGUCGCGUGUUGUCGCUGCCCCUCGCUGCCCUCAGGGAGCUCUCCGAGGCGUCCGGCCCCUCUGGGUUCUACAAACACUGUUUUUUAGGGGGUUCUCUUAGGGAACUAGUACUGGUCCGUGAGGGGUCGGCCUGGGGCCAGCUUUGAGCCUGCCUUCCGGGUCUGCGGGAGGCCUGGAGCACCCCCACACUGCCACAAGCUCCCAACACACCCUCGGCCGUACGGGGACAGCACUGUGACCAGAGGGCUGUCGGCCAGCCCUCCCGUGGUCCCCUUCCUGGUGGUCCAGAGCCGUGCCUGAGUCACAGACCCCUCCUCGGAGGAGGCCCCCCUGCCACGGGCUUCCUCCCGGCCCGCCUGCUCUGGGCCAGGGCGGGGCCUGCACACCCACCUUUGAACUCCAUCACUGACUUCUCAGCACACGGUGUCACCGCCCCCCUACCCCCCUGACCGGGCCUGACCCUCCCAUCUUUCCCGGACGGAUUUGAAACCCAUGAACUGCAAAGUAAACUCUAUUUCCGAGUGUCAUUUGGAGGCAUCAGAACAGAACCCAAUAGUCCAGGUUUUUCUAAAAAAAAAAAAAAAGACAGGCUUUGAGCGAAGAUGGAUGUUAAGACCUAGUGCAAAAGGACAGCCCUGAGGAUCUUAAAGUCUGCUCAGAAAAACAAAGCGGUUCCUGGCUAGAGUUCGCGGCUGUCCAGCCCGUUUUCCUUUCUCUAAUCUCGGAGGGGAAACACCUCAAACCCGAUGGUCAAGGAGAAAGAGGAACCAGCCUUCCCCGGGGUGGGGAUUUCUGGAGUCCUGGUUCAUUCCCCGAGCGUCAGUGUAGCGUCUCCCUUCGUUGCCAAGGGGGGAAGGACGCCUGCGAGAUGUGACCAAUGACGGGGGCGGGGUGGGGGGGUGCCGGGGGAGUCACGGGGCCCCCAGCGCCUGUCUCUGCCUCCGCCUGCGUUUGUUAUUUUCCUGUUCUCGACUCACAUUCCCAACCUCCUCCUGCCUCUCUCCUGACCCUUUCCUUCACUUAAUCUCUCCAAACAUUUCCUCCUAACUCUUUUUCCUGUCUCGAAUUGGCUACAUAUGGAAUAAAGUAUUUUGAAAUUUUUGGUUAUAUUUAUUAAAUAAAAAGCUUUAUGAUCCUUGUUCA
Messenger RNA from Phyllostomus hastatus (greater spear-nosed bat), 6156 nucleotides. It is a transcript of the gene ZNF316, whose product is annotated as zinc finger protein 316. Gene Ontology annotation, molecular function: DNA-binding transcription factor activity, RNA polymerase II-specific; sequence-specific DNA binding. Lineage: Eukaryota; Metazoa; Chordata; Mammalia; Chiroptera; Phyllostomidae. Gene Ontology annotation, cellular component: nucleus. Gene Ontology annotation, biological process: regulation of transcription by RNA polymerase II. The coding region runs from base 158 to 3226 and encodes 1022 amino acids. The transcript has 6 exons. The record is from RefSeq and is a predicted model, not a curated record.